UCUGAAAGGAUACAAGUGCAUACUUUUUUUUCACUGUCUGGCUGUUUGACCAAAGAUUGACAUCAUGCACACCAAGGAAAACUCAUGCUGCUGUUCCUUUGAUGACUGCAAACUGACGACAGAAUGGCUGCUGAGCAGGACGAGACACCGGCCAAAGAUUGCUAUUGUGUGCGGAUCUGGACUGGGCCUCCUCGCAGACAACGUCUCCAACAAACAGACCUUCCGCUAUGAAGACAUUCCCAAUUUCCCAGUGAGCACAGUUCCUGGUCAUGAAGGGUGCCUGGUGUUUGGUCAAAUGAAAGGCAAGUCCUGUGUCUUCAUGCAAGGAAGAUUCCACCUUUAUGAGGGUUACUCACUGUGUAAGGUCACAUUCCCUGUGCGGAUCUUCAAGCUGAUGGGUGUGGAGACCAUUAUCGUAACAAAUGCCUCUGGAGGUCUUUGUCAGGAUUUCAAAGUGGGAGACAUCAUGGUCAUUAAGGACCAUAUUAACUUGCCGGGGUUUGCUGGACAGCACCCACUGUGUGGACCAAAUGAUGAACGGUUUGGCAUACGGUUUCCUUGCAUGUCUGAUGCUUACAGCAAAGACCUGAGGAAGCUCACUCUUGACAUCACUGCUGAGCUGGGCUACUCCAAUUUUGUGCGGGAGGGGGUUUACUGUAUGGUUAGUGGACCCAACUUUGAGACCAUCGCUGAAGCGCGCAUGCUGCAAAUCUUAGGGAGUGACUCCGUGGGUAUGAGUACGGUCCCUGAGGUGACGGUAGCUAAGCAUUGCGGAUUGAGGGUCCUGGGCCUCUCGCUCAUCACAAACAAGGUUUCUCUAGACUACAGUCGUGAGGAGAAGGUCAAUCAUGAGGAAGUUCUGCAGAUCAGUAAGAUGAGAGCUGAGAUGCUUCAAAACGUACUUAUAACCUUCAUCGCUCGCUCGCACCAAGUGGAGACCAUCAACAACAACUGCAUCUACACAAAUGCUGUGUAGGGUCAAUCGGGCCAACUGAAUCAAGGGCAAUGUGGAUGCCAUGUUAUUGUAUAGAUCUUAAAGGCUCCAUAUUUUGUUCAGCCUGCAUUUAUUUGCAGCAUGUGUGGUUGGUUGAAGUCUCCAGUAGAUCCAAUGGCAGAUCUCACUGUGCAACUGGAGUAAAUGUAUAUUAUCUCCAAAAUGUGAUUGUUAUAUAACCUGCUGAAAAAUAAAACAUCUUAAACCAGCAUAAGGUGUUUAGCUGGUCUCCAUGUCUGGCCAAGCUAGUUUAGCUGGUCUCCAUGUCUGGUCAAGCUCUGGCCAAGGUCUGUUUUGAUGGUUUUAGUGGGGUUUUGGGCACUUGUCAAAUGCUCAGGAUGGGAGAAAAGCUGGACAACCAGCUGAAACAACACCAGCUUCACUGGCUAGCAUACAAGCUUGACCAAGUUGGGAGACCAGAUUAAAUCAGCAAAACCAGCAGGGAGACCAGAUUAAACCAGAUUAAUGACUUUAGGCAGGUUUAAACUUUUUUUCCAGCAGGGUUGUUACAAUAUAUUAUUUUCCGAACUUUUCUUAAUAGAGGAAAAACCUCUAUUAGAGGCAUGAAAAUACAUCUCCCACUCUUGAAACAAUGAUUAGAGGAUAUUAAAAAAUAGAUGGAUGAUUUUUUCCAUGUUAGUAUUCUUAAUCUAAGAGCACUGUGAAAUGCAGCACUCAAAGUAGUGAUAUACUGUGCACAUGUGACAAGAUUGGCAAAGGUGAUACCCUCUGUGAGGUUUUUAUGUAAUUAUGGACCAAUGUGCCAAAACCAAACAUAGCUACUGUAUAUGUAGCCUGCAGUUUGUCAGAACUGUAAGACCCUCAAUAUAUCUGUGAAUAAUUUGUUCUUCCUUUACAUGGUCUGAGGUAAUUAUAUAACAUACUAUAAUAAAUAUAUAAAGAAUGCCAUAAAUAUAUAGAGAUAUAUAGAGAAUUCCCGACAAAUCAAAUUUACGCCAGCUUGUAGAUUUUUGUCAUUUUUGGGACUCCAUAAAUAAAUUGCAAACAGAAGAA
Myxocyprinus asiaticus (Chinese sucker) is the source of this 2008-nucleotide messenger RNA. RefSeq names its product purine nucleoside phosphorylase 4b (gene pnp4b). Gene Ontology annotation, biological process: nucleoside metabolic process. Gene Ontology annotation, molecular function: purine-nucleoside phosphorylase activity. NCBI's taxonomy places the organism in Eukaryota, Metazoa, Chordata, Actinopteri, Cypriniformes, Catostomidae. Bases 65 to 976 code for a protein of 303 amino acids. The transcript has 6 exons. The record is from RefSeq and is a predicted model, not a curated record. Gene Ontology annotation, cellular component: cytoplasm.